AGGUAAGUCGUUCAGCCUCAAGUUUGGGUGUCAACAUCAUCGCCUUCCCAAUGCAUUCUUCUUCUCUCCCAACUCCGGAUACUCCUACGUAUUCGUAUUCUUAUUCUUAUUCUUAUUCUUUUUCUUUUUCUUAUUCUUACUCCUCUCCCUCAUGCUAACUAUCAUUCUCCAGUUAGCCAUUUUCAUUAUACAUAUUUAUAUUCCUUUCAAUCCUGUCCCGGCCGUCCUUCUUUGAAUUCCAACUACAUGCGGUGACAACUGUAUAUAUACCGCUCGCAUAGCAGCUCGUCACUCCUUCCUUCCUCCCCUUCCACCAUGCCAGUCCCUGCAGCAGACGACCGGGAUCCCCUCCGCAAUCACAACAAGCAUCUCCCUGUCAAUGGCGUCAAAACUCCCCGUCCCCGUUCCUCGCUUUCCCCCGCAGCCGCGGCCGCAAAAGCAAAUACAUCCGCGAACACCACCGCAGCAGCUACCAGCUCCGAUAGCGAUGAGCCUGCCCCCCAGGCCGCCGAAGAUGAAGCCGGUGACGUGGUCGGUGUCAGUAUGAGUCGUGCUCAGACUCGGAUGAAGGCAUGGAGUACGCCCGCGGAAGAAAAGAACCGGAUUAUGGAGCGGGAUGGGGGGUAUUUCGCGGUGCCGGAUUUGGUUCAUUCGGAUGGGCUGUAUUUGUCGGAUAUUACUGCUGAGCCGGAGCCGGUAAAGGAGAAGAUGCCGAGUAGGGCGUCGACGACUGUUCCGGAUCGGAGUCCGCAGCUACAGCAGCAGCAAUCGAGACAUCGGAAACAGGAUUCUGAACCGGUACACGCGGUACAGAGUCAAGGGAAAGAGGUGACAUAUUCGGAUGAUACACGGUUACCCAAGGAUAAUGGCGGUUCGCGGACAAGCUUUACUCGGUCGAUUCUGGGUAAUCUACCCAAACGUCCCCGGGCGCUGUCGGGCGAUACCAUUGCGAAUUUGAAUCUUAAAAAGUUCUUUCCGGACCUGGGUUCGUUGACUCGUCGGUCGUCGCUUUCGUUUCGCUCCAAUUCGUCCGCGCAGAAUACUCGUCCUCGCAGUCAGAUAAUGGCCAAACCGCCUCCGUCGGCCAGUCUGGCCCCUGAGCAGCGGAUAACGGAUCUACCACCACCAGAGGCAAUCUUGUCGCAGAGGAGGAAGUCUGAGUCUAACAUGAACGGAGGUGUGGAUAGUGCAGGCGAUGAACCGAUCUCCGAGUUGCAGUCACUUAGGAAUUCGACGGCUGCGAAGCAUUCGUUUACUCGCCGGCCUAGUGCGGGUGGACCUGGGGCGCCGCCGCUGCUGAGGAGGACUUCCUCAGAUCACUCGUUGUAUUUGCGAGCUUCGUCGACGGUCUCGUCUCUCGAUCAUCGUCCGCAGUUUGAGCAUAUACACUCGCAGGUCAACAGUCGGUUCAAGGCUAUCAAGGAUAGUCUGCAGGACUCGAGUAGCCGGCUGCUCAGCAUACCGUCGUUCAACCUGCAUGAUAUCCGGGCUGACUGGGGGUAUAAGCCAUUUUUCCAAGAUGUUUCCCAACGCAAGGGUCAGGAGUAUUCUGCGGAGGUCGAUUCGUCUCUAUCUGUGCAAGAGGAACACGCUCGCCAGCAACGUGCCAAUACUCAGUUUAAUACGUACCCCGCGCUAACCGAGGCCAUGGAGGAAUUGACUGGCGACGUUGUCGUCAUGGGCGGCUACCGAGGUUCGAUUCUGCGGUCUGCCAAACCGCCGCAUCGCCAGUUAUGGGUACCGAUGAAGGUCGGACUGAAUCUGCGCAAGGUGGACCUCGAGGUUGGGUUCAACCCAGAGGAUGAAGAGAAGAUGGAGGAGCGUGUUAUACCCUCCGGUAUUCUCUCUCAUGUUGGCCCGGUAGACAUCUGCCGCCGGUUGAUGAAGCGACUGCAAAAGUGCGACAACGCCCUCAACGGCGACCUUCGAGUCCAGGACUUUGGAUACGACUGGCGUCUAAGUCCGCAUCUACUCUCGCAAAGACUGAUCAAGCAUCUCGAAGGCCUUCCGUGCAAUGCACCAGACGUCCCGCGGGAAAAGCGCGGGGCCUACGUCAUAGCGCACAGUCUUGGGGGCCUAAUCGCCCGGCAUGCCGUGAACCAGCGGCCCGAGCUAUUUGCGGGGGUUGUCUAUGCGGGCGCUCCGCAACACUGCGUCAACAUUCUUGGCCCGUUGCGCAACGGCGAUGAAGUCUUGUUGAGUUCGCGCGUGCUUACGGCACAGGUCAACUUUAGUUUCCGGACUAGCUUUGCGCUGCUUCCUGAGGAUGGGCAUUGCUUUUUUAAUAAACAAACUAAGGAGGAAUAUCCUGUGGACUUUUUCUCGCCCCAGGCUUGGGAUGAGUAUCGUCUGUCGCCAUGUGUCAAUUUCGCUCUUCCGCCUACGGGCAGGAACUUGAUGGAUAACCUGCCGAUACUGGCAAAGCGACUCAGCAUGCGUAACGGCAGCUUCCCAGAGGAAUCGGACUCCGCGCAGGAAUAUCAAUCAGACAUGUCAUCCUCAACAGACAUGCUCCAGCAGCAACCAUCCCAACCCCAGCAACCUCAGCCCCAAGCCGAGUCCCAGCAACAACCCCAAUCCCAAUCCCAAACCUACGAAACCGGCCAACCAGACCUCACCCCAAGCAUCCACCACCACCACCCAUCCCGCUACGCCGCCGCAAACCCCCCACACGAACACCAAAGCAAAGCCUCCGCCAUGAAACCCGCCCUGGCCGGGCUGGUCGGUCCCACCGCACACCCCCGCGGUGCCACGCAGCCCAAAAUCGCUUCGACAACGAACAUCCCGCGCGGGCUGGCGAUGAGUUACCUCGAGCGCACAUUGGCAGAUGUCCGCCGUUUCAAAGACGACCUUGUUUUCCAGGAAUCCCAUCAGGCGGAGAAUAGAUAUCCGCCAUUCUCUGUGAUUUUCGGGAAAUCCGUUCCCACUGUUUACGGGGCGAGAGUCGAGUCGAAGGAACAGAUCAAGCGUCAAGACGCGUAUGACGACCUCGCGUUCGCGGCUGGUGAUGGUGUCUGUCUUGCUAGUGCGGCGAUGCUACCGCCCGGAUACCGGGUUAUCAAGGAUGGCAUGGUAAAGACGGAUCGCGGACACGUGGGAUUGAUGGGUGAUCUAGAGGGAAUGGGACAGUGUUUGUUGGCGCUAGUCAGAGGGAGGAAGAUGGGUGUUGGAUUGGGAGUGCCGGAUGAGUCUGAGGAGAAUGCAGGAAAACCCGCUGAGAGUACUUAUAUGCCUAAUGGCUCGAGCCCUACUCCUGAGCCCCGGCGUGAGGACGAGGCUGAACAUAAAACAACAGAGGGAACUGCUACGGCGGACCAUGUCCAUGAUAUACCUGUUUAAUGAUCGUGUUACUAUAUGUUAAUGAUACCCCAUUCGCUUGACUUUGGCUUUGGCUUUGGCCUAUUUUAUGAUUUAUGAUUGGCAUCUUGUUUGUUUUGGAUAUCUAGAUGCAUCAGAGCUGUAUUUACUACAUACAUACUUGUUUUUCUGGACAGCUCG
Aspergillus glaucus CBS 516.65 is the source of this 3498-nucleotide messenger RNA. RefSeq lists its product as uncharacterized. The transcript has a single exon. Gene Ontology annotation, molecular function: triacylglycerol lipase activity. The record is from RefSeq and is a predicted model, not a curated record. Bases 316 to 3339 code for a protein of 1007 amino acids. Lineage: Eukaryota; Fungi; Ascomycota; Eurotiomycetes; Eurotiales; Aspergillaceae.